Saccoglossus kowalevskii is the source of this 1551-nucleotide messenger RNA. RefSeq names its product E3 ubiquitin-protein ligase TRIM56-like. The record is from RefSeq and is a predicted model, not a curated record. Lineage: Eukaryota; Metazoa; Hemichordata; Enteropneusta; Harrimaniidae.
AUGGCGGCCAAACUUCUUGACGAAAUCGACGAGCAUUACUUGACGUGCCAGAUAUGUCUAGAAAGGUUCAUAAACGCCAGGGUGUUGCCGUGUCAGCAUAGUUUCUGUGAGGACUGUUUAACCAGGUUAGUAACUCGGACAGGGGUGAAGAUUCACUGCCCCUCGUGUAGAUCAGAAUUUGAUCUACAAGAUGGCGUCAAGUGUUUACCCAGGAACCUUCAACUCAACGCACUCACGGACCUCCUUCAACAACGUGAUAUUGCUGAUAGAUCCACUGGUCAGUUCCUCUGUGAAGGUUGCGAGAACAGACCUUCUAUCAACCACUGUAUCCAGUGUGCUAUCAAAAUAUGCGAUAACUGUGCAAAAACACAUCAACGGGUUCGAUUGACCAGUGGUCAUACGUUGAUUGAUCUCGGGCCACCUUGUAGCAAACACAACGAACAUCCACUAGAUCGCUACUGUACGAAAUGUUCUAAGCAAAUAUGCAAUAUGUGUGUUGAGAUUGAACACCAGAAACACGAGUGUCUCCCGAUACAAGACGCCUGGCACAAAAAAGUUGCAGACACAAGUGACACUUACAAGUCAUUGCAUAAAAAGCAACAAGAGGUGCAGACUGUCACCAAUAACAUACACUCAGCAUUGGUCACCCUGAAAGAUCUGUAUGACGCCGAAAACACAAGACUGGAGUCACACUCUAAGAGAGUAAUUAACCGACUACGAGAAACAAUGAAACAGAUUGAGCAAAAUAUACACGAAGACACAGUGACGAAAAGCAGGUAUUUGCAAACAGAGUACGAGUCCAGACAGGGGUACUUCCACGGAAUUCUUUCUGCCAAGACAUCGUUGAAGGAAAAAAUCGACGUGGCCAUGUCAUCACUGAAGACGGUCACGGAAAAUGGGGGUGGGCGUGAAGUUUUUAAAAUGGAUAAGUUAGAUACAGAGAAACUCUUAUCCGUCGAAGAUAAUUUAAUUGAAGUUGUGAAAUUCCCCAAACUUUUUUAUACCGAUGAUAUGAAUAAAAUGCUAAUGAGUGACAAUUUCAAACAUAUGUCAAUAGGAAAUUACAGAACACGUGCAGUUAAAGUCGGCUACCGUCCACAGCAGAGGAAAGUAUCGAAGAUUGUCGAAACGCAUAUACAUGUCGAGGAAGUGCAAGAAGUGGAGACAUCUCAAGUUGCAUCUUUAAAAUUACAAAAUGUCAUCAUCAGAGAUAUUUUAAAAACUCCGCUGAGGAAAGGUGAUAGGCGGUAUAUGCUGUCAACCCAUUGGUUCAAACUAUGGAAUCAGUAUGUUGCGCAUGGUCAGGACGAUGACCAAUCACAGCUCGCACAGCAUCCUGGGCCUGUUGACAACGCAACAUUAUUCGUCAACCCAGGGGAGAACGUUUUGAAAUCAAAUUUAGCUGAUAAAAUUGAUUACAUUCUUAUUCCGUAUGAAGCAUGGGACAAGUUGGUCCUCUGGUACAACGCAGUUGAUGGCCAAGUUCCUCUCGCCAGAACUGUCAGCCACGUGGGAGUGACAGGAACUAGACUCUGUGCCGAAGACAUGUAA